CUCGUCUAAAGGUAAGCUUAGCCGGAAGGUCGACGGUGGAAGAAGGCCGCUUGUCUAAGGGUAAGUUUGAACAGAUGAAGGUCGAACGGUGGACGAAAGGCCGCUUGUUUAAGGAUUCCCCGAUGCCCACUGAAGCAGAUUUCAAGAAACCAGUCUUGAUUGUAAGUAAAUGUUUGGUAGAUUCCCCAAUGCCCACUCAAGCAGAUUUCAAGAAACAGGUUGUUUCUGUGUGCAAAUCGCUAUUGGUUUUCUUAAUGGUCAUAAUGAUGGCAUGGGUUUCUGCUCGGGGAGAUAUUUUGUUGACAGAAAAACAAUUAUUCAUGGAAUUGUUACUUAUGAACAUCCUGCUGUUGGCGUUGGUGAUCGGAUUACUAGUGGUUACGGCCUCUUGUGAGAGUGACAUUUUGCUCAAAGCAGGAAGGAUUAUGGAAAUAAUCACUACGGUGCUUCCUUACGUAGCCGUUAUGGCCACUAUGUUCAUACUUACAUUGGUACCGGCAAUUAUGGCAUGGUUUAUUGUAGUUGGCCUAGGUAUGUCCAUAGUGCCAUUGUUGAGAUACACCCUUAGUUUGAUAGUCAUUUUGUUCGUAUACAUACAUAGGCGGAUCAAAAAGCUGAAAGACAUUUUGUUCAAAGCAAUGGCAAGACCACAUAAAGAAGAAGAAGAAGAAGAAGAAGAAGAAGAAGAAGAAGAAGAAGAAUUAUCCAUGGAAACUGAAAAAGCAACUUUAACUCUAUUGGAUGAGGAUGAGGACGAGGCCUUGGAAAUGGAAAUCUUGGAGAAUACCUUCAGCCCACAAGCAAAAGAUGGGAAAGGAAUUAUAGGAAAAGCUCAGAUUUUGACAAGGAAAAAGGACUUCCUACACUUUAUCUUGUCAUAUCCUAUGAAACCAGAACCAGAUGAAGAUUUUUUUAACCCUGUAUUUCUCAGGAGGCGAUUUUCCGAUAUGAAUCAAUUACGAAGAGAAAUAAAAGCUUUGCUAUUAGAUGACAUAUAUGAGGAACAUGGACAUGAAUUAGGCGAGAAGAUGAUUUUUCUUAUUCGUGAGGUCGAAAGAAUGUUGGAUAGAUAUGAUUUUCAUGUGGUGGGUUAUUUACCUCAAGAAGCUGAUGUUAUUACGGCAAGGUCAGGUAAGAGUUUGACACACAGAAUUGAGGUUGGGUUAACAAGUCAGGCGCGUGGUAAAUUUGAAGCGCCAGAUGAAAUGUUGCAAUUGGCUAUUGAUUCUGCUAUUCGCCAGGUCUCCAAAUGCUUUCAGGAUGGAAUAUUUCGAAAGAUUGGGAUCUCAGGGAGCGGAAGGGAGGAAGUAACAAAAGCACUGAAAGAUAUAUCGAUGAUACAAGCCAAAUGUAGUAUCGUCCUCUGCUUCUCUGUCUCAAGACAUCACAGUGACGAAGAGGUUAGGCAGAACAUUGCUAAACAGAUUGCCAGAUUUCGUCAAAUUGAUGACAUUUUGAUUUUCAAGGAACAGCUACUUCAAUUCCUACCUGACGACUUCUUGCUGCUUGUGAAUUGUUUGGAUGGGCCAAUAGAUACUCUAUACAACUUAAAAAUCCCUGAUCAUGGAUUCGUAGUUCUCACAACUCAAUCUCAAAAAGUUUAUGAGAUAAUGGAUGUGGAUCUAGAGAUCAGAAUGGAUGAUCAUCUGUUACCCUGGAACCUGUUCUGUUGGAACGUGGGCGCAUCACUUGUUCUUUCUUCUGCUAUCCAACAAAUGGCCAUCCGGUUAGUGAAAGAAUGCCACGGUCACCUACUUGCAAUCAUUCUUCUUGCAAGGGCCUUGAAAGAUGUGACUGAUAUUGGUGUGUGGGAACUUGCACUCCACCAAUUAACAUCACAGUCCUCUGAAGUCAUGGUUAAUGUGUUAAAACUCGUUUGGGAUCAGAAGGACAUCAUAACAAAGCAUUGCAUUAAAUUUUGUGCACAGAACUCGGGAUUUCGAGAUUUGCCAAUAUCAAAUUGGGUCUCAAAUAGUUUAGUAGGAAAACGUGAAGAAGGAGAAGCUAUUUUUGAAGAUCUUAUCGAUUCCUUCUUGCUAGAGAAUAAUGUUGGGGUAAAUGAAGUCCGGAUGCGAAAGGAAACUAAAAAUGUACUGCAAAAGUAUUUUAUACCCUAUCUACCAAGCCUCUAUCUAAAGCAAGGGGGACUAGGAUUGGUUGAGACACCAAAGAUUGAAGAGUGGAAUAAUGCUAGAGAGAUUUACUUGAUGGAUAACAAAUUAUCCAAGCUUCCGGAGAACCCUAAAUGCCGAAUCCUCACAAAGUUGUGGUUACAUAAGAACUAUGAUCUGAUGGAAAUUCCUCGAUUAUUUUUUGAAGACAUGCCUCUCCUACAUUCUCUAGAUUUGUCCUACACUAGCAUCAAAUCUUUGCCACCUUCUAUUUCCAUGUUGGUUUUACUUCAUACAUUCCGUUUGAAAGGUUGUGAACUUCUCAUGGAGUUGCCGCCCCAAAUUGGAGAACUUGGGAUGCUUGAGGAAUUUGAUCUUGAAGGAACUGAAUUAAUGUAUUUACCCAAAGAAAUUGGACAAUUAAUCAGUUUGAAGUGCUUCAGGGUCUCUUUUUGUGGAUGUGCAAACCGCUACGAAGAAUUAAAGCAGAUGGAUUCGAUCAUCCCAACAAAGGUGUUGUCAAAACUCUCGGAAUUGAAUGAAUUAAGCAUUGAUGUGAAUCCAGAUGCCGACCAGUGGGAUGUUGAUGUGUGGGAUGCUAAUGUGAAGGAAAUACUGAAUGAAUUGAGUAGCUUACAAAAGUUGAAAAUACUCAGGUUGUAUCUGCCAUCAGUGGAAUCACUGCAGCAACUUAAAUGGAAUAACAAACAAGUUAUGUAUCCAGAUUUGUCUCAAUUUGGAUUCACUGUUGGCCAUCAUCCAUGGCGAAUCAUAUUCCGUCUACCACGUGAAGUUGGGGAAUUAUUCAAGAAAUGGGAAAAAUCAAAGAAAUGCCUCAACUACAUAAAUGGUGAGGGCAAGCCUAGUGGGAUUACCGAGGCACUCCAGCAUGCCUCUGUUUUUUUCCUUGAUCGCCAUUAUACUGCUAAGACGUUGUCUGAAUUCGGGAAUGAAAAUAUGGUUCAACUCAAAUUUUGCUUGCUAGUGGAAUGCAAUGAAUUUCAAACCAUUAUUGAUGGAGAUAGUGAAUAUCGGUGGGGGAAACCUGUGUUUGAACGGCUACAAUACUUGGGUAUUCAUUACAUGAAGAAUUUACGAAGUAUUUGGAAAGGCCAAAUUGACAAGGGUUGUCUAUCCAAUCUGAGGUACUUGGCAUUGCACACAUGUCCCAAUUUGAUUACUAUUUUCACCCCAAAUUUACUUGGUAAUCUCGUCAAGUUGGAAGAGCUUAUAGUUGAAGAUUGCUUCAAAGUCAGGAGCCUGGUAAGUCAGGAAUUGUCAGACUUCAAAUCCUCUGGUAAUGUUCUCCAAAACUUGAAGAAGAUGUCACUUCUUGACUUACCUGAAUUGGUUACUAUUUCUGGUGGCCUAAGUAUUGGUCCAGUAUUAGAAAGUCUGAUUGUUUAUAACUGUCCAAAGCUCAAAAGUCUGCAUGCCAUGGAAGUGUCUGGUGAUAAUUUGAAGAUCAAAGGGGAGAAAGAGUGGUGGGAUGCAAUAAAGUGGAGGAACAAAACUUUUCCAGCUUAUAAGGAAUUUGAAAUUGAUGAAGAUUCGAUGGGCCCAUUAGCUAAAGAUAUAUAUUCACACUAACCUGGAGCAAAUGGUUUUCAACAGUCAGGUUAUGAAAGCCUCAUGAAGGCCCCUGUGGCAGGAGAUUGGGACAAUCGAUCCGAUGGUGUUUAGGAGCUCAAGCUUAGGAACUUGUAGAUGUAAUUACCAAUAUAUCUUCAGAGAAAACUGAUCAGAUUAAAACUCCAUAGCUUGUAGGCUAGUUUCUUUGCAUUAUUGCUGCUUGCCUUAAUGUUUUCAAAUACAAUAUUGGGAUGCGAUGCUUUAUCUACUUUUUAUCUCCUUGUGUGGAUGUGACAGUAACAGUAAUUAUUGUAAGUGUUGUAUCUGAUGUUCUUGUAUUUCUUGUUAUUUGAAAUCUAUCAAUAUUUUUGUUUAAUUUGUUUUGGCAAG
Molecule: messenger RNA, 4073 nt
Organism: Camellia sinensis
Lineage: Eukaryota; Viridiplantae; Streptophyta; Magnoliopsida; Ericales; Theaceae
Source: RefSeq, a predicted model, not a curated record